Hemibagrus wyckioides is the source of this 3865-nucleotide messenger RNA. It is a transcript of the gene ntan1, whose product is annotated as N-terminal asparagine amidase. NCBI's taxonomy places the organism in Eukaryota, Metazoa, Chordata, Actinopteri, Siluriformes, Bagridae. Bases 129 to 1049 code for a protein of 306 amino acids. Gene Ontology annotation, molecular function: protein-N-terminal asparagine amidohydrolase activity. Gene Ontology annotation, cellular component: nucleus. Gene Ontology annotation, biological process: ubiquitin-dependent protein catabolic process. The record is from RefSeq and is a predicted model, not a curated record. The transcript is spliced from 12 exons.
GAGGGGUGUGGUGUAAAAACAGGAAGUGCAUGUGUGCUGACAGGCGGAGAGUCCCGCUGCACAGAUCUCAAAAUAAUAUAUCUGAUAAUAAAAAGACAUUUCCUCAUAUUUGUAGGUGAAAGGAUAAAAUGCCACUCCUGACUCAAAACAAACAAAUCGACCGCGUGAUAUCAACGACCGAAUUAUUCACGAAAUAUUCCCAUUUAAAGGAAAAUGCCAAAACAUUUCACUCCAAACCCCUUGUGACAGUGGACCCAAAGUGCCUGCUGUAUGUUCAACAGAGGGAAUAUGCGGCCACAACGCCAGCAGACGGCUCUGUUUCAGUUAUUGGCUCUGAGGAUGCAACAACGUGUCACUUAGUAGUCCUGCGACAUACCGGAAAUGGAGCGACCUGUCUGGCUCACCUGGACGGCUCAAGCACGUGGACUGAAGUUCCUCUCGUAGUUAAUGCUGUCACAGCAUUAAGCAACUCAGCUAAAGCAGGCAGGUUAGAGCUUCAUCUCGUUGGAGGGUUUGAUGAUGACAGGAAGACGUCGCAUAAGCUCAGCCGUGAAAUUUUAGCAGCGUUUCAGAAACAAAAGGAAGAAGUUCACCUAGAAACUUGCUGCAUUACUGAUAUGAAUGAUGUUGUGACAGACGGGAUUCACAGACCAAUUAUCUAUGGAAUAGGUGUGAAUGUUAAAACGGGUGAGGUUUUCCCAGCUGUGUUUCCACACAAAGGCCCUGCUGAGGAUUUGAGGUCUGCUCGUAGCUUCACAGGUGGACAGUUAGCCGAGGUGUAUGACUGUAGUAAAGAGCAGGUGAAGAUUGGACCAUGCAAGUGGCCACUGAGCACAGACAUCGCCUUCUGGUUGGAUGAAGAUGACGAAACAAUUUUGCAGUACCUGUCCACAUCACCUUAUGCUGAGCCACCUCAUUUUGUCCAACACAUUAAGUCCACGAUCCGCUUCCUGCUGGAACACCCAAACACCGAUGCUCUGUUUCCCGGAGGCCAGCCUCAGCUCUUCCAGCGAUCGGAGCAGGGAGAGUGGGAGAGUGUCUGCCCUUAAGACUGAUCGCUGCCCUUAACACUGAUUGCUGCCCUUAAAUCUAAUCUCUGCCCUUAACCAUCAACAUCACUGUGACCCAACCAAAGGCCUUUACAAGAAGUGUCUGUAUAUGUUGCUCUUUCAUGCCAAUCCAUUUCUCUUGAAGAAGAUCAGUGGUGCUUGGUAGAAACUCGGAUUAGCAUAAAAAUGAAACUGGAGAGGAAAAAUGGGAUCAUCUUUAGUUAUGCAUCAAUUAGUUUUAGAGACUGUACAGAAGUAAAAAUCCCCCAUUAUGGACUCCUAAAGCUGGACUUGUCAGUGUACAAUGUUGUACAGUAAUGAAAAAAUAUAUUAUGUGACUUUGUUUCCUCUGAUAGUGUAUCAUAAAUAUGCCAUGGAUGUGUGACCAGAGUUUUGUUUGUUUCCUUCAUGAGAUGUGAAGAUAAAAUGCUGUAUAUCCUUCAAAAAGACCAAAACAAAGUGUAAUAAACAUUCACCUUGAAAUUACAGUGUUCUUAACUGUACACCUUUACAUCUAAAGAAAUUUGGUGCUUCCUGUUUACAGUCCUUUACUGCACCUAACACAUGGGGAAGGUUAGAGGGUUUUAGGUAUGGACAAACCUGUAUCUAAAUCAUUCAUCAUCAUUCAAUCAUCUAAAACUAUUGUGUAAUCACAGUUCUGACAAAAAAUGCCUUUGUUAAAGGACUAGUUUAUCAGUUUGCUUCUUCAAUUUUGCAACGAUCCAUCUCAUCCAUGCGCUUGUCUGUAAGUUUGGCAUACAGAUUACACUAUAAAUGCUGGGUCAUCAAGUUGGUUUAGCUUGAUGGGAAUAAGACUGAUGAUCUCCUCAUCAUGGCACCUGUUAGAGGGAUAUAUUAGACAGCAAGUGAACAUUUUGUCCUCAAUGUUAAUGUGUUAGAAGCAGGAGAAAAAGGGGCAAGUGUAAGGAUUUGAGCGAGUUUGACAAGGGCCAUAUUGUGAUGGCUAGACCACUGCAUCUCCAAAACUGCAGCUCUUGUGGGGUGUUCUCAGUCUGCAGUGGUCAGUAUCUAUCAAAAGUGGUCCAAGGAAGGAACAGUGGUGAACUAGUGACAGGGUCAUGGGUGGCUAAGGCUUAUUGAUCCAUGAGGGGAGCGAAGGCUGGCUCAUGUGAUCCAGUUCAAGAGACAAGCUACUGCUGCUCAGAUUGCUGAUAGAAAGGUGUCAGAAUACUCAGUGCAUGGCGAAUCAGAGCUGUUUUGGUAGUGAAAGGGGGACCAACACAACAUUAGGCAUAGUCAUUAUGUUAUGCCUGGACAGUGUAUAUUACUAAUAUAAUACUAAUAUAUUUAUGUUACCUAAAUUUGAGCAAUAGCUAUUGUUACUUCAACCUACUUGAAGUACCCUGUGCUUUAACCUGUAAUAUAAUCUAUGAUUAAAGGUUAUCACUGGAGACAAGCUUAUCUAGCCUUUGUUUUGCUCUGUAAAAAAACAAACAUUGAUCAUCCCUGGUUAACAUCCUAACCCUGAGUGUAAUGGUGAAGCUAAAAAAAUGUACAUAAACAAUUAGAAAUAAAUAGCAGGGAUAGGCUAAGCAUUAGAAUACACAUACAGCUUUCCAAUACAAUGUAAUAUUUGAAAUGGAAAUAUACCAGAACUUUCUAAGCACAGUUUAUUAUUAUCAUUAUAUAAUUAUUACGAUUAUAGUAACAUUUACUUUAUGUAUUUGGUUUAAGCUAUUUGCAACACUGGGACAUUAACUUCAUCUAAACUUUAAACUUGUAUUUUCAGGGUCUUUUAUGCUGUUAUAGGAAGUUAAGUGACUGUAGGAUGUCAGAUGACUCAGGAGGAGAAAUAAAAACAGUUAUUUGACUCCAUUUUGGCCAAACUGGUGAGCACAAGGAACUUACAUAACGACUGAGAAGAUUGCUGAAGCUUCAGCAUUGUAAAAUUAUGAUAUUUUCUGGUCUGGUCACACGGACUCCAAAACCAAACCCCCCCAUUUGUGCAAAAAUGCACAGAGAAGUGGAGCAGAAGAAGUCACCGACACCUCAGGCACCGACACCUAGAGGAAAAAUUGCCCUCCUUAAAGCAGAAGAAGACAUGUUCAGGCACAGAAUUAAAAGUCUUCCUGGGAAUCGCCCUAAUAUGAAACAAAAUGAGAUUCUGGUGACUUGAAGGAUGAAGACAAUUUAGUGGAAAUGGGGGGAAAAAAUGUAUUAUUUACUACUUUUGUUUAAAGACAUUAAAAAUGUAAAUUUAUUUUAAGUUUAUUAUUAAGUUUUUAUUAUUAUUUUUUAACAUAAUUUUAGCUGCAAUAUAAAUUAAGACAUAUGUUCAGUAACACUAAACUUUUUUUCACUGAUCUCUUUACUUUAUACUUAAAGUAUAAAUUUCACCCAUUUUAAUCUGCACUUUUUUCUGUUUUGUUUUUCUUUUCUUUUUUUCUUUUUUUUUCUUUUUUUUUUUUUUUACCACUAUUAGAUUUCAGAGCUGCUAGCUGUCCCCAAAUUUACACAUAUUACUGUUUUUAAUGUUUAACAUGGGAAUAAGGGGAAGUUUAUUUUCUUUUUAUAUUUUUUCAUUUUUAGAACAAGGUCUAGUGUUUGUUUAAUUUUGUACUUUGUAUACAGUAUGUCACGUUCCCUUGCAUGUAAAAAGUUAACAGAAAAAAAAGUGUAUUUAAGUCAUUGUUUAAUGCUGUGUCAUAGUCAUAGUCAUCUUGGUAAAGCUGUGCUUGGAAUGAUCACCUUUGUUUUUCUCUCUACUUGUUUUUACUCUCUACCAUCACCAGCCAGACUUACGUACAGAUAUCUGCCAAAAAAUAUAUUAAUAAAUAAGACUGUUUUUAAGUGUU